Molecule: messenger RNA, 347 nt
Organism: Sinocyclocheilus anshuiensis
Lineage: Eukaryota; Metazoa; Chordata; Actinopteri; Cypriniformes; Cyprinidae
Product: GTP-binding nuclear protein Ran-like
Exons: 3
Biological process (GO): ribosomal subunit export from nucleus; protein import into nucleus
Cellular component (GO): nucleus; cytoplasm
Molecular function (GO): GTPase activity; GTP binding
Source: RefSeq, a predicted model, not a curated record
AGCGAGAACAUUCCCAUAGUGCUGUGCGGUAACAAAGUGGACAUUAAAGACAGAAAGGUCAAAGCAAAGAGCAUUGUGUUCCAUCGUAAGAAGAAUCUACAGUACUAUGACAUCUCUGCCAAGAGUAAUUAUAACUUUGAGAAGCCCUUCCUGUGGCUCGCACGGAAGCUGAUUGGUGAUCCUAAUCUGGAGUUUGUUGAGAUGCCUGCCCUUGCGCCACCUGAAAUUGCUAUGGAUCCAUCACUUGCUGCACAGUAUGAGCACGACUUGAAAGUGGCAUCAGAAACAGCUCUCCCAGAUGAAGAUGACGACCUUUAACCUGUUGGCCUCUGACCUCCUUAUGGGCA